Molecule: messenger RNA, 2395 nt
Organism: Pogoniulus pusillus (Red-fronted tinkerbird)
Lineage: Eukaryota; Metazoa; Chordata; Aves; Piciformes; Lybiidae
Gene: SLC3A1
Product: solute carrier family 3 member 1
Exons: 10
Coding region: 331-2394 (687 amino acids)
Biological process (GO): amino acid transport; carbohydrate metabolic process
Source: RefSeq, a predicted model, not a curated record
GUUUUGCCUUGCUACCAAGAGGAAGAGAAGUUUGGUGUGCUGGGCAGAGCAACAGUAAGCAUAACUGCCUGACUGGUGUGAGCAACAGAGCUUGUUCCCUGGAAGACUGAGCUUUCUUGCAGUGUUUUGUUAUCUUGCUGAAGAUGCCUGCUAUGUGGAAGAGUGGGAGCACUUUGCCCUGUUUGCCUUUUUUGCACUUUGACCUGUUGGUGAGGAUUGAUUAUAAACCCAGAUGCUAAUUACACUGCUGCUCAUUUCGCUGAACAAAGGUGGGUUGGCAAAGCUUUCUUGUGGUGGCUGGAGUCUUCAGGACGAGACCCAUGAAAUAAAAUGGUUGAGGAGGAGGCUAAGAGCUUACCUAUGGAGCUGAGUGAGAAGGGAGGUGUGGAGAAUAACGGAUUUGUUCAGAAUGAAGCAUUUGAUGACAAGGAGACUGAUACCAGGAGCCAAGAAGACAUACCAAAACCGUGCACUGUUGAUGUGGAGCCAGUGGCCAUGGAGGAGCCAGUAUUGAAGCCUUAUGCAGGGAUGCCAAAGGAAGUCUUGCUCAAGUUCUCCAGUCAAGCCCGGUACAAAGUCACGAGGGAGAUUCUCUUCUGGCUCAUCAUUGCUGCUGCUGUCGUGCUUAUAUGUGCUACAGUUGCAAUUAUUGUCCUUUCCCCGAAGUGCCUGGAUUGGUGGCAGGCUGGUCCUAUCUAUCAGAUCUAUCCUCGUUCUUUCAAGGACAGCAACAUGGAUGGCAACGGUGAUCUGAAAGGUAUCCAGGAAAAACUAGACCAUAUUACAUAUUUGAACAUAAAGACCGUCUGGAUCACUUCUUUCUUUAAGUCUCCAAUAAAAGACCUUGGGUAUGGAGCUGAAGAUUUCUAUGAUAUUGAUCCCAUGUUUGGGUCGAUGAGUGAUUUUGAGGACCUGCUUGCAGCCAUACAUGACAGAGGGCUCAAGGUGAUAAUGGAUUUAAUACCAAACCACACGAGUGACAAGCACCGAUGGUUUCAGCUGAGUCGCAAUCGGACUGGGAAAUUCACCGACUACUACAUCUGGCAGGACUGCGUGCAGGCUACGGGUUUGGUUGCUCCUCCAAACAACUGGGUGAGUGUCUUUGGGAACUCCAGCUGGCAGUUUGAUGAUGUGAGGAAGCAAUGUUACUUUCAUCAGUUUGGGAAAGAACAGCCAGACUUAAAUUUUCGCAGCUCCGCUGUCCAAGAGGAAAUCCAUGAUAUUCUAAAAUUUUGGCUCAACAAAGGAGUCGAUGGAUUCAGCUUCAGCGCUGUGAAGUUUCUGUUAGAAGCAACUCAUCUCCGAGAUGAGCCUCAAGUGAACAAGUCCCUGAGUCCUGAGAGUAUCACAGACUAUUCCCAGCUCUACCAUGACUACACGACCACACAAGUUGGUAUGCAUGACAUCAUCCGUAGCUUCCGGCAAACCAUGAAUCAGUUCAGCACUGAGCCUGGCCGCUACAGGUUUAUGGGUUCUGAUGUUGAUGAAAAGGAAGACACUGAGGCAACAAUGAUGUAUUAUGGAACAACUUUUAUCCAAGAAGCAGAUUUCCCCUUAAACUUCAACCUAAUUAACAUGAAAAAUCUAUCAGGCAACAGUGUUUUUGAAGCUGUCAACUUGUGGAUGAAAAACAUGCCUGCAGGAAAAUGGCCCAACUGGGCGGUCGGAAGCCCUGCCGCUGCUCGGGUUUCAUCUCGGAUCGGGAAGGAGUAUGUCAACGUUAUGAACAUGCUGCUUUUAACCCUCCCUGGUACUCCUGUAACUUACUAUGGUGAAGAAAUAGGCAUGGAGAACACUGCAUCAGAAAACGUAAGUGAAGAGCAUGCAAAUUCUGACCCUGUAACCUUUCCAGAGAAAUCCCCCAUGCAGUGGAAUGACAGAAUUAAUGCUGGUUUUACUGAUGGCAACAGCAGCUGGUUACCUGUUAACUCUGACUACCAAAGUGUAAACGUGGAAAUCCAGAUGACCUGGUCCAACUCAACCCUGAAUCUGUACAGAGAGCUAACUCUACUUCGCAACGAGCUCCCCAUACAGCGAGGGUGGAUGUGCUACAUCUGGAAGGAUGAUAACGUUUUUGUGUACGUGAGGGAAUUGGAUGGCUUAGACAGAGUCUUUCUGAUGGUUCUCAAUUUUGGACAGGAAUUGACAAUAGACCUGAGCGCUCUAGUUCCUAACCUUCCAUCUGAAGUUAUUAUACGACUGAGUACUAACGUCAGCAAUACUGGUAAAGCUGUCAAUACCAAACUAAUUAAAACUGAAAUGGGAGAAGGCCUGGUCCUUGAAUAUAAAUCAGCAAAGCCUGUUCAUACCAUGGAGGCUUUUCAAGGAAAUUGUUUUGUGGCUGAAAAAGCUUGCUAUUCCAGUGCCUUCAAUUUACUCUAUAUGUAUUGUUAAG